AUGGAAGACGAGAGUAGCACAAGGAGGGGCCUGGUGAGCGUGGCGGUGGGCAACACGACCACGCGCAUGGUGCUGUGGCGGUCACAGGCGGAGGAGGGCAUAGUGGUGUGCACGGGCGAGACCGCCUCGCUCAAGUCGGACUUGAGCGAGGGCGAGGCCCUACGCCAACACCCCUCAUUUCCACCCUCUACCAACACCUCAAGAACAGGAGGACACGCGGUGGACGUGGUGAUCGGCGGCGGCUCGGUGCCUGCGGUGGAGGUGCUGCUACACGACGCGCUGAGCCGGGAGGGACCACCGUUCGCCCAGGUGCGGCUGCUCCACCGCUCGGCGGACCAGCAGCACGACGCCGCCGAGAUCGACGAGCGCUCUCGGGCGAGACUGGUCGAGGAGCUGGGGCUGCGGGUGAAGCCCUCCCCAUCGUGGCGGGUGGGCAAGGACCGGCUGUGCGCGGCCCUCGGCGCGCUGGCCCUGGACCCGCACCAGUCGCCCGCCGAGGACACCGCGUGGGUCGUGGUCGACUCCGGCACGGCGCUCACCGUCAACGUGGUACUGCCCUCGCCCAAGGCCGCAUGGCCGGAGGUGGGCGUGUUCGAGGGCGGGCUGAUCAUGCCGGGCGAGGGCCUCAUGCUGCGCAGCCUGUCAUCGGGCACCGCACAACUGCCCAGCCUCACCUACUGGCCGGCCUCCAUUCCACCGCCGCUGGUGGGCCUGAGCACCGAGGAGGCCAUCCGCGCGGGCGUGCGACAUCUGCACGUGAAAGGCGCGGUUGCGGUCGUCAAGGCGGUGGCCGCGGAUCUGGAGCGACGUCGACCCCCCGAUGGCAGCGAACGACCCUUGCAGGUCCGGGUGGCGGUCACGGGUGGAGGCGGCGCGGAGCUGGUGGAGGCCCUGGAGGCCGACGCCCGGGAGUACCGACCGCUUUACGACCCGCUCCUCGUGCACCGGGGUCUCCGCGCGGCGUGGCGGCUGCACGCGGACGGCAGUGCUCGUCGACCCCGAUACGACGGCGGCAGCGGCGACAACGCCUUGUGA
Molecule: messenger RNA, 1035 nt
Organism: Acanthamoeba castellanii str. Neff
Lineage: Eukaryota; Discosea; Longamoebia; Acanthamoebidae
Product: pantothenate kinase
Exons: 6
Coding region: 1-1035 (344 amino acids)
Molecular function (GO): pantothenate kinase activity
Source: RefSeq, a predicted model, not a curated record